AUGGCGUCAGUUAGGGAGAGUGAUACGAGUCUGUGGUUGUAUAAUAAACUCGGUGAUCAAGAUGAUAUGUGGUCUGGAAUAAGUAGCUUUAGUGCACAGCUCACUCGGGAUGUGUUACGUAAUAUCCAACAGUGUUUUGUAGAUGUCCAAAGUCAGGUCAAGCUAAAAGUUCUUCUCUCGUUUGUCCAUAUGUCUCGGAGAAAUUUGGACGAGUUAAGUUCGGAAUUAGAAGACAUAAUAGAACAAGCCAUACACGAUGAAGAUGAGUGGGUACGUGUAAUUGCUGAUAUACUGAGGACGUACCCAUCAACUGGAAAACUGAAUCUGGAAAUAGAACACAACCAUCCAACUGUGGCUGAAGCAUUGGUUGAACUUCGAAGACUUGUUUCAGAGACGGAUACUGCUUCUUUUCUACCAUUGGAAUGUCGGUAUUUAAACAAAAAUGCCCUGACCCAACUCGUAGGAUUACAGCCUCCACCUGUUAAACAUUUUGCACUGAAAAGAAAACCCAAAUCAGCAGCACGUGCUGAGUUAUUACAGAAAUCCAAUGAAGCCCAAUUGUUACAACGAAGACAGGGUCAUUUUGCACCGGUAGCCGCUAAGUCAAGGUCGUUGGCCAAGAAAGCAGACGACCACAAUACACCUCCAUCUGUAAGAGAUGCCAGGGAAAACCUUCAGCAGCAACUUCAGCAACAACUACAGCAGCCACAGCUCCGCCCACAGACCACAAUUACAGCCCAGAUUACGCAACAACCUCCACAACAACCUCAGGCGACUGCAACACAACAAACAAUUAUCGCCACAACUGCUGCCGCUACUACUGCAGUUGCUGCUGCAUCUUCAACAGCCACUCCAACAAGCACUGCUGCUGGGCAGCCUGCAGCGAAAAAAGGUCUUUCUCUUACGAGAGAGCAGAUGUUAGCAGCACAAGAGAUGUUCCGAGAAUCCAACAAAGUUACAAGACCAGAAAAGGCCUUAAUCCUUGGUUUCAUGGCAGGAUCAAGAGAAAACCCGUGUCCACAACAAGGAGAUGUGGUGACAAUUAAACUCAGUGAAAACAUGGAGCAAACUGAUGGAGUUCCUUUGAUGGUUGACACAUUCUUUGAAAUGAAUUACAAGACAGGACAAUGGAAGCGAUAUAAGACACAAAGAGCAUUGUAAUUACAAGAACUAUUAUUAGAAAAGUAGGAACAAUAAAAGUUGGUAUGAGACAAAGCAUGGUAAUAACAAUGAUUUACGAUGACUGUCAUUAGAGAAGCAAAAACACUCAAAGCGACAUAAAACUGAAAGAGUAUUGUGAUUUACAAUAUUAGAGGACAAUAGAGGUGGUAUAAGACAAUGAGCAUUGUUAUUAUAAUGAUUUCUGAUGACUAUUAUUAGAG
Molecule: messenger RNA, 1382 nt
Organism: Saccoglossus kowalevskii
Lineage: Eukaryota; Metazoa; Hemichordata; Enteropneusta; Harrimaniidae
Product: negative elongation factor A-like
Biological process (GO): negative regulation of transcription elongation by RNA polymerase II
Cellular component (GO): NELF complex
Source: RefSeq, a predicted model, not a curated record